Molecule: messenger RNA, 933 nt
Organism: Acanthosepion pharaonis
Lineage: Eukaryota; Metazoa; Mollusca; Cephalopoda; Sepiida; Sepiidae
Source: the annotation of a GenBank genome assembly
AUGAUAGGAUUCCUGGCGGUACACUUUGCUCAAUAUACUGCUGAUUCAUCCUCCCUCGUAAAAAGAACUGACGUCGGGUGUAUAAGCCAUGAGAAACUAUUCUCAUUCAAAUCAAUCAUCAUCUAUCUAUCUAUAUCUAUCUAUCCAUCUAAUAUUUAUCUAUCUAUCUAUCUAUCUAUCAUGAUGUCUAUUCAUCAAUUUUCAUUUAUCUGUUAUCUAUCUAUCUAUCUAUCUAUCAUUUUCUAUUAUAUCUAUCUAUCUAUCUAUCCUCAUCUAUCUAUCUAUCUAUCUAUCUAUCUUUCAAAUCAGGUCUAUCAUUAUCUAUCUAUCUAUUUUUCAUCUAUCUAUCUAUCUAUCUAUCUAUCUAUCUAUCUAUCUAGCCAAAAGUUCAUUUUCUAUCUAUCUAUUCAUCUAUCUAUCUAUCUAUCUAUCUAUCUGUUCAAUCCAUGUCUGUUCAUUUUCAUCUAUCUAUCUAUCUAUCUAUCCAUCCAUCUAUCUAGCCAGGUCUAUCUAUCUAUCCUAUCUAUCUAUCUAUUCGAUCAUUUAUUAUCUUCAUCUGUUCAUUAUCUAUCUAUCUAUCUAUCUAUCUAUCCAUAUCUAUCUAUCUUAUCUCUGUUCAUUUCAUCUAUUUAUCUAUCUAUCUAUCUAUCUAUCUAUCUUCUAUCUAUCUAUCUAUUCAUAUCUAUCUAUCUAUCUAUCUAUCUAUGUCAUCUAUUUUCUCUUAUUAACUAUCUAUCUAUUUAUCUAUCUAUCUAUCUAUCUAUCUAUCUAUCUCUAUUCUUUAUCUGUCUACAUCCUCACAUCCUUUUGAAGAAUCCUCAAAAUGAAUUAAUUAUGAUUACUCGUGACCCUCUUAUUUCUCUCUCUCUCUCUCUCUCUCUCUCUCUCUCUCUAUCUAUCUAUCUAUCUAUCUAUCUAUCUAUAUAUAAGUGA